AUGACCGAACGACUUUCCAUCCUCAAUGACCCUCCCUCAAUUUUGGAAGGGCCCCGGCUCCUGCAUAAGCUGAUCCAAUGGGAGAAGCACAGCCAAAAUCUCGCGAUCGACUUUACCAGCAACAGAACCAGGAAACGAUACAGUUAUCAUGAUAUCCAACUUUGUGUGGCAGCUUUGGAAUCACGAAUUCGCAAGUCCUUGAGGAAGUCCCAAACAAGCGAUUUGUCUCGUCAACAUAUUAUUCCCAUCCUACUUCCUCAAUCGCCAGGCUUGUACAUUUCUCAGCUGGCCAUUUUACAGUCAGGAGGCGCAUUCUGUCCUAUCAACCUCGAUGCACCUAAGGAUCGCAUCAAAUUCGUCGCCGGCGAUGUCUCAGCGAGCCUCAUCAUCACAACACCGGAAUUCGAGAAUACUGUUACUUGGGAAAAUGGCCCAAUCGUUGUCCUUGUGGAUGAGUUCCCUGAUAUUACGUAUGAGCUGGUGAAGGGGAGAGUUGCCACACGUGAUGUAACUCCGGACGAUAUCUCGUACGUGAUGUACACAUCUGGAUCGAGUGGAACCCCGAAAGGUGUCGCUGUCAGCCAUAUGGCAGUUUCACAGUCCCUCUUAGCACAUGAGAUGCAUAUUCCUCGCUUCGAUAGAUUUCUCCAAUUUGCUGCACCAUCUUUCGAUGUUUCAGUAUUCGAGAUCUUCUUUCCACUCAUACGAGGUUCGACCCUGGUCGGUUGUGGACGAAGCCAGCUUCUCAAUGAUCUCCCAGGGAUGAUGACUGAAUUGGAAGUUGAUGCGGCGGAGCUUACACCAACUGUUGUCGGCUCCCUCCUCCAGAAGAGAUCAAACGCUCCUGGACUGAAGCUUCUCUUGACUAUUGGAGAGAUGCUCACGUCGCCCAUUGUUAAGGAGUUUGGAGGAUCUGAAAUGUAUCCCAGAAUGGAGGCAGAUGCGAAGCCUGGAAAUAUUGGAAUGCCUUUUGCUUCCGUUUCAACUUUCAUUGCUGCUGCGAGCACAUCCGUGGAUGAUGCUGCGAACCUCCAGUUCUUGCCCAUUGGUGAACUUGGUGAGCUAGUUCUUGGUGGUCCACAACUUGCCCAAGGUUAUCUAAACCGAGAAGAGCAGAACAGGGCAGCCUUUGUACAUUACAAUGGCAGGAAGUACUACCGAACUGGUGAUAAAGCACGACAGCUUGAGAAUGGGACCAUUGAAAUCCUUGGACGUAUGAGUGCUGGACAGGUGAAGCUUCGUGGCCAAAGGGUAGAACUGGGUGAGAUUGAGGAGGUAGCCUACAAGCAUUCUGGUCUAAAGACUGUUGUGGCUGUUGUGCUCAAUGGUGUACUCAUAAUGUUUGCCUUGACAGAUGACCAUUCGAUCACGUUUGGGAGUGUGAUGGAGACGUGUUCCAAGUGGCUGCCAAAGUUCAUGGUGCCGAGCGAGGUCGUACUUCUGCAGAAUUUCCCAUAUUUGCCGUCUGGCAAGGUGGACAAGAAAAAGCUGGAAGCAGACUACCAAGCUCAUCGAACAUCGUCAGGGAAUGCUCAAACCCUAUCUACCAAAACAGAACGCAUCGUGAAAAGGGUUCUUGAGGAAGUUCUUGGUGACUUUUCAGUGGGCACUCGGCUUGCUGCUGCAGGCUUAGACUCUCUUGUUGCCAUCCGGGUAGCAUCAAAAUUGCGAGGCUCAGGCUUCAAUGUCAGUGCUGUUGCUGUGCUACAAGCCGAGACCUUCGAGUCACUCGUCGAGCUUUGCGAAAAUUUCAUGGAUAUUGCGUCAGCACAGAAAGUCCAGGUGGCUCCUACCAGACAUAAGAUUGAAACUGUGCUGAAUGGCCACGCGAAAGAUGUCGACUACACGUCACAGUGCACGCCACUUCAGUCCGCAAUGCUGUCAGAAACUGCCAUGAAACGAGAAGCAUAUCGAAACUGGAUUGAACUAAAGCUACCAGGCAUUACAGAUGUGGAAGAAGUAAUUUCAGUCUUGCAUGAUCUGGCUGAUUCUAAUCCGAUCCUGAAAACUGGUUUUGCGGAACCCCAUGCUCACAAUGGAUAUGUGCAGAUCAUUUGGAGAGAGUUGGAGGAUUCCCAGAUUGAAGUUGUGAAAACUCUCCGCUACGAAUUUGACGAGUCCAAAGAUAUCUCUUUGCAUCGCCCCAUUCGAUUCCAGAUUCUACAAGCAGAGUCUAUGACAAGAGUUUUGAUCCACAUCCACCAUGCCCUAUACGAUGCAUGGUCUCUUGAGUUGUUGCUUGAUGACCUCAAUGCGUUGUUGUCGAACGCCUCGCUUCCCUGCCGCCCGCCAUUUACCGAUAUUGUUGAGUGCUACCAGAACGGUCCCAUCUCAUCUGAUAACUGGUCUUCGAAAGACUAUUGGAAAGAUCAUCUCGCCCUUUUGGACGUGGCUCAAAUUCCCAACUUCCACUCAAAAGAAUCUCCACCUCCUUCGCUAGCUAUUGAGCGGCUGCAGACAUCCCUUUCGACGCCAAGUAUCGAGGCAGCUUCUCGUCGUCUGUCAGCUAGUCCACAGUCAUUAUUUCAAGCUGCAUAUGCUCUUGUACUGAGCUCAUAUGUGGGCGCCUCCGACAUUUGCUUUGGGACAGUCUUCUCUGGUCGAACGCUUCCAAUCGAAGGGAUCGAAGACAUCGCAGGACCCUGCCUUACAACACUACCAAUUCGGAUCGACCUCUCAACCUCCGCGAAUGUUCAAGACUUAGUCCAAGAGCUGCAUUCGACGAACAGAAAGCAUUUGGAACACAGCACUCUUCCCCUGCGUGACAUCAAAGCCACAAGUGGGGUCAGUCCUCGACAGCUGCUCUUCGACACAUUGCUCAUCUGGCAACAGACUCUGCACAGCUAUGAUCACAAGCGAGAGCAUGUCAUCCUCGUUGAUACGGUGGAUAACCUCGAAUUCAAUCUGACUUUGGAAGUUAUUCCAGGCCUUGGAAACAUUGAGUUGAAAGCGAAUUUCCAGCAGUCAUUACUCCCAGCGUCGCAAGUACGUAUGCUGCUGCAACAAGUAGAACAACUUACACGAGCCAUCAUUGAGGAUUCGAAAACCUCACUUGAAACAAUUUUCAACUGUCUCGAUAAAAGCGUCUCGUCGCUUGAGAACGAGAAGCCUGAUACGGAGUUGAAAGGUGGAACGCUUUCAAGCUCAGUUGAGAUCAUCGCCAUCAGGGAACCGGAGAGACGCGCGAUCGAUUUUGCCACAUCGAUUGAAAAUGAAACAAUUAUAGUCGAGAGUAUAUCUUACUUUGAGCUCAACUCGUACUCAAAUCAAAUUGGAAAUUGCCUGCUGGAGGAGUAUGGCGUUCUUCCAGAUGAGCUUGUUUGCAUAUGUAUGGAGAAAUCGAUCGAUCUUUACGCGUCCGUUCUUGCAACAGCAAAACUUGGUUCUGGCUACCUCCCUCUCACUCCCGAUGUACCCCAUGACCGACUGGAGCAUAUUCUACGAGAAGCAAAGGUCAGGGUUGUGGUGGCGAGAUCGUCAUCCAGACCUCUUUUUAGAUUAUUCAAAUCUAUCAAAGUACUCUACAUCGAUGAAGUCCACCUUUCUUCAUUUGCCGUCAGCAAUAUACCCUCGAGGUCCUCGUCGGAUAUGAUCUCGUAUUGCGUCUUCACUUCAGGAAGUACCGGAACACCAAAAGGAGUGCUUGUUACCCAAGGCAAUCUUCUCAGCAAUCUGGAUGUCCUUGAAGAGCUCUAUCCUACGGCAAAAGACUCUCGAUUCUUGCAGUCUUGCUCCCAAGCAUUCGAUGUAUCGGUGUUCGAGAUAUUCUUUGCAUGGCGAGUGGGCGCAACGAUUUGCUCAGCCGUCAAGGAUGUUUUAUUUCGAGAUAUCGAGAACGCUAUCAGGUUGUUCAAGGUGACUCAUUUGAGUCUAACGCCCACUGUGGCUGCUCUGAUAGACCCCCGAAAUGUCCCUAAAGUGGAGUUCCUAGUCACUGCUGGAGAAGGAGUGACCUCCAAGGUGUUCAAUUCUUGGGCAGAUAGAGGCCUAUGGCAGGGCUACGGCCCAAGCGAGACAACAAACAUAUGCACUGUGAAUCCAAGAGUUACAAAAUUGGAUAGGAUCAACAAUAUUGGUCCGCCAUUCAAGAACACUUCCGCCUUUGUGCUCGCACCUGGACCGGAUUUUCUUCCUGUUCCUCGUGGUGGGAUCGGGGAGUUCUGUUUUGGAGGCUCACAAGUCUUCCGUGGGUACGUGGACCGCAUUCAAGAGGUUGGCAAAAUCAUUGAACACCCGGAAUAUGGAAAGCUGUACCGCAGUGGUGAUUUUGGGCGCCUAAUGCCCGAUGGAUCCCUUGCUUUUACUGGACGAAAAGACGACCAGGUCAAGCUUCGGGGACAAAGGGUUGAGCUGGGGGAGAUAAACAGUAUCAUCCUUCGGUCGGAAGAAGUGGCAGACUGUGUCACAAUGGUCAUCAACAACGAUAAGGACAAUUCGCAGCGCCUCGUAUGUUUCUGGACUUCUGGUCGAGCUGGGACUGAAGACUUAAAAUGUCUAAAUCCCGAAUUAGGAGUGAUUGCUAGGCUGUAUAAGACUUUGAACUCGGCGCUUCCAGCAUACAUGAUCCCAUCAGCUGUCAUUCCUAUAUCUUUCAUGCCGUCGACUUCACAAGGAAAGAUUGAUAAGCGGCUUCUGAUCAAGCAUUUCAACCUCCUUGAUGUUGGCUACCUCGACCAGACAUCACAAGCAUCUACACCUACUUCUGAUCACGUAUGGACAGAGACCGAAAACUCCAUAGCACAGUGUGUUUCUGAAGUGGUUCAAUUACCACUAGGCGAUGUUGGUCCUGAUACAUCUUUCUUCAGCCUCGGUAUCGACUCGAUAUCCGCGAUCCAGCUGUCCAAAACCCUCACUAAGCAGAUACCCUAUCGAGUGAACAUAUCAGACAUCUUGACGUUCCCUUCUGUCAUAAGGCUAGCAGAGAGACUAUCCUCUCAACAUAAAGACACCGAGAGAGUUCAAAUCCCCGCCACGGAAAAUGGAGACUUUGGAUUUGACGAAGACUUCGUCGAGGCAACGAUAGCCAGUUUCAAGCGUGCUGGUAAAAGCGUGCAGAUUAUUGUUCCUUGUACACCACUGCAAGAAGCCAUGCUAUCGGCAGCAGAGGCUUCGUCUGAAAAGCUAUACGACAACUUCGUGGCCUUGGACAUUCGUGGUAAUGCCUCAAAGCUGGAAAGAUGCUGGCGGGAAAUGGUCCGGCGACAUGAGAUCCUGCGGACUUGUUUCUUAGCCACGGAUAUGAAACAGUAUCCUUUCGUUCAAGUUGUCCUUAGUGAUUACGAUCUGAAGUUUACUUCAACAAUGUCUGUUGUUGAUGUGAAAUUGCCAAAGGACUUCGACCCGCCGUACGCACUGAGGUUGAUAAAGUCACCGGAAAGGACGCAGCUUGUAAUAUCUAUGCACCAUGCUCUCUACGACGGGGUAGCUCUUGAGAUACUUUUUGCAGAGAUUGAGAAACUGUACCAUGAUGAGGAUCUCUCAACUGCUGUUUCUUUUGCUCCGUUCCUGAGAUCAGUGGUGGCAUUGGACUUGAACGCGGCCGAUCAGUUCUGGGCCUCGAAAUUACGUGGCUGUCGCUUCUCAAAACUCGAAAGCAAUCAAGGCAGUCCGAAGCUUCAGACGAAUGAGAGUCCUACUCGCAUCCAGCGAUGUAAUGGGAAAGCUUCUCUCAGGUGGAUUGAGAACAGUACUCGGAAACACAGUACUUCGCUCUUAGCAAAUUGUCAAACAGCUUGGGCAGCACUUCUAGCAGAGCAACUGUACGACACUGACAUCUGUUUCGGCAACGUUGUCAGCGGGCGUACUAUGCCUGUAGACGGCAUCGAGCGCCUCGUCGCUCCAUGCUUCAACACGAUCCCGGUCCGACUCCAACACAUCCACAAAACCUCAUAUCUAGAGGCCUUCCGGAAUUUCCAAACUUUCAACGCCGAAUCUCUUCCCUUCCAACUGACGCCACUACGCCGCAUCCAGUCUCAAUUAAGCUCUGAUGGCUCUCGCAUUUUCGAUACCCUUUUUAUUUUGCAGCAACCGCAACGAGAUCUCGAUUCGUCCAUUUGGUCCAUCAUGGACGACAGUGGUGCGAUGGAUUUCCCUCUCGUGUGCGAAGUAGUACCCAAGCAUAGCGAUGAUACCCUCGAAAUUAUUUUGCAUUCAUACACAUCUGUCAUUUCAGAAGAAGACGCACUUGCUCUUCUAGAAGCUUUCGAUGAGAAGCUUCGAGCGGCCUUGGAAAAUCCGCGUCAUCAAAUUCUGUCCCCUACUGUGAAGAACAAGAUUUUUGCAAAGAUGGACAGUAGGGAGAAGUCGAAGGCGCAAGAAUCGAGGCUGGAAACAUCAUUCCAAUCGUUCUCCUCAGAGGAGUUGGAGCUACGGGACGUCAUAUCGAACUUCACAGACGUAUCUUCCGAGAAUAUCACAAGAGACAUGAGUAUCUUCAGACUUGGCCUAGACAGUAUCAGCACAGUACAGGUAGCAGCUCGCCUCCGGAAACAGGGUCACAAGGUUCUGGCCAGCGACAUCCUGGAGAACCCAACCAUUGCUAAGCUCAACAGUUUCUUGUCUGGAUCGAAAUGGGACAAUGCUGAGGCAAUAUCAUUCGACUUUGGAGCGUUUGAUGAGAAGUACCGAGAUCUCGCCUGCUCGAGGAUUGGUUUGGAGCCAGAAAAGGUUGAAGCGGUACUCCCAUGCACAUCCGUCCAGAAAGGCAUGCUCGCUCAGACACUACAUUCCGAAGGCCUCGAGUACGUGAACAGUCUCUGGUUCCAGCUUCCUAGUGAAUUGUCUAUACUCCAGCUCAAGAACGCCUGGCACGCCGUGUGUGAGAACAAUGAAAUGCUUCGAACAGCAUUUGCAUCAACAGAGGAUCCGAAGCAUCCAUUCGUGAUGGUUGUCCGAACAAAAGCAGGCUAUCAAUUGCCUUGGUAUGAAAGCAUCGAGGCGGUUCAAGCUUCCAGCGCCGAAGACUUACUCAAAAUGCCAUGGAGUUUGAGCCUCUUUAAAGAACAUGGUGCCAACAUCCUCCGCUUCACAGCACAUCACGCUCUUUAUGAUGCACAAUCAAUCCAGAUGCUUCUGUCAGACGUAGCACAAACAUACGCAACCCAAAAUCCUACCGUUCGAUCUCCGGUGGCUCCACUCCUUGGUGCGAUAUUACAAGAAUCGGAGAAAAACAUUAAUGGGAAGGAAUUAUUUUGGGAGAAAGAAGAAAACAAGAUUAUCGUAAAUCGAUUUCCUGACCUCACGCCACUUCGGGGAUCGGACUUAAGUAGUGCUGUUGAGGAACUCACCUCACAACUGUCCUCUUCUAAGCUAGAAGAAAUGUGUCGCAGGGACGGAGUCACUGUUCAAGCAGCCACUCAGGCAACGUGGGCUAGACUUCUAUUCUUCUACAUUGGCGAGAAUUCGACGACUUUCGGAAUGACUCUCUCAGGGCGAUCAGUUCAUGAGAAUGCGGAUCAUAUUUCAUUCCCAAGCAUUGUUACCCUUCCAGUAAGAUGCAACAUCACUGGAACCAACAAAGAGCUGCUAUCCCGAACCAUGGAAUCUAAUGCGUUGCUCCACAAGCACCAGUUCACACCCCUAACCUCCAUUCAAAGGUGGGCUGGCUAUCCGGAAGGCAAGAUCUUCGAUACUCUUUUCGCAUAUCAGAAGCUCCCAGAUGGUGGUGAGGAAGGGAAAGUGCCAUGGACAGUUUUUAAAGAAGAAGCAUCCGUGGAUUAUGCAGUUUCUUUGGAAAUUCAGCCAACGAGAAAUGACGAGGUGACGCUUCGGUUAACUUUCAGACAAGACCUCAUCCCGGUCGAACAUGCUGAGCUGCUGUUAAAGCAGUAUGACGCAUUACUCUUUGAUAUACUUCAAAAUCCUCAUAAUCCAUGCGACGUGGCUCCGCAUACAUCAGAAUCACUGCUAUCCAUCACGGCUGCGGAGGAGAAAGAGUUGCCCGGUCCGGUCACCCUACUUCACGAAUUCGUAGAGCUCGGUGCUCGCGACUUUCCUGGCAGACAAGCCCUGGAGUUUGCUACAAGUCUCAACCCAGAAACUUUCAAAAGUAAAUCAUGGACGUACAGCCAACUCAACCAGGAAGCAAACAAAAUCGCCAACAUGCUGCUACAGAGGAACCUCCAGCCUGGACAGAUGGUUGCAAUCUGCUUUGAUAAGUGCGCAGAGGCGUCUUUUGCUAUCAUUGGUAUCUUAAAAGCGGGGUGUGCGUAUGUAGCACUCGAUCCCAAUGCGCCAGGAGAUCGUUUGAAAUUCAUUGUGGAAGACUCUGGAGCCAGGAUGGUGGUUACCGCUGGCAAGCCUGGUCAGAACAUGAAGCAGAUGUUGAACGGAGACAUGAUCAUUAACCUGGACUCGUCAGAUGUUCUUGUUGACUGCUCCUCUGAACAGCCCAAAUUACUUCGCGAUAUCACUCCUGAAGAUGUCUCGUACUGUCUUUACACCUCUGGAACCACCGGUACACCAAAGGGCUGCUUGAUCACCCACGAGAAUACAGUUCAAUUCAUGCUCGCUUUCUCUUGCUUAUUUGCUGGUCACUGGGAUAAAAACUCUAAAUACCUACAGUUUGCCUCGUUCCACUUCGAUGUUAGUGUCAUGGAACAGUUUUGGAGUUGGAGCGUAGGCAUAUGUGUCGCGUCAGCUCCACGAGAUCUGAUUUUCGAAGACAUCACGGGUGCAAUUCAACAACUGGGAAUCACUCACAUCGAUCUCACACCCAGUCUUGCUCGGCUGAUUCAUCCAAAAGACGUACCUACACUGUGUAAAGGAGCUUUCAUCACAGGAGGAGAACAACUCAAGCAAGAAAUUCUGGAUGUGUGGGGCGAGUAUGCCUGUAUCUACAAUGGCUACGGACCAACCGAGGCGACUAUUGGUUGCACGAUGUACCCUCGUGUUCCGAAAAAUGGCAAGCCGUCAAAUAUUGGUCCUGCAUACAUCAAUGUUGGAACAUUCGUACUCAAGCCCGGCACUGAGCUCCCUGUACUACGCGGUGGUAUUGGCGAGCUAUGUGUCUCUGGCAAGUUGGUUGGAAAGGGUUAUCUCAAUCGCCCAGAUCUGACAGCUGAGCGGUUUCCCACCUUGAAGUCCUUUGACGAACGCGUAUAUCGGACAGGAGAUCUCGUACGGAUCCUUCACGAUGGAAGCUUCAUAUUCCUAGGCCGAGCCGACGAUCAGGUCAAACUGCGAGGCCAACGUCUGGAACUCACCGAGAUUAACGAAGUCAUCAAGAAAGGUGUUGAUGGUAUCGAAGAAGUCGUCACCCUGGUGCUCAAACAUAGCACGCAACAGAAAGAGCAGUUGGUCACAUUCUUUGUCACGAGUUCACAUUAUGACAGUGAUAAUACUCCAAUCUCAGCGAUGAGAGAUGCCUGCAAGUCUCGCCUGCCUGUAUAUAUGGUUCCUACGCAUUUCAUUCCCAUCAAAGCUCUACCACUUAAUGCGAAUAAUAAAGCUGAUUCCAAGCAACUUGCGGCCAUGUAUGAUGAGUUCAAAGUCGAGGAUCUACAGAGACUGAGCCAAGCUGGCCAAAGUUCCGAUAUGUGGUCCGAUAGCGAGCAGCAAGUCAUCGACACCAUUGGCAAAGUCCUACAAAUCGAAAAUGGAACCUUGACGGGUGGAACGACGAUAUUCGAGCUGGGAAUAGAUUCUAUCUCCAUAAUUGGCUUCGCGCGAGCUUUACAAAACGCUGGAUUGAAGAAGGCCAAGCUUUCUCUUGUCAAGAAUAAUCCCUCCAUGAAAGCACUCGUCCGAGCCGUCCUUGAAGGCACCGAAGCUGAUCAGGGGAAGGAGAAUGCCUACGUUGCAGCAGCACAAAGUAUUGCUGCCUUUGAGCAGAGACAUAUGGUAUAUGUAUGCCAAGAGUUAGGACUCGAGAGUGCUGAGGUUGAGACGAUAGUCCCUUGCACGCCGGUACAGGAGGGAAUGAUCUACCGCUUCUUGGAGAGCCAUACGGCGCUUUACUUUAACAAGUUCGAGUUUAAGCUUGAUGAAGUUGUUGACUUGGAGAAAUUGGUUGCUGCUUGGAACAGAGUUAUCGAAAGACUUGAGAUCUUGAGGAUGAAGUUUGUGGCUACUGAUGACGGUUUUGCACAAGUUGUAUUGCGCAAAGGAGAAGACUCUGCAUACGCUCAGUCUAUCGACUAUGAUACGGAAGAGAAAGCAUCUGCUUUGAAAACUCCAUAUAAUCUUACUUUGGACGGACGCACUAUGAGAUUACAGAUGUUCCACGGACUAUACGACGGGAACAGUCUGACAAUGCUCCUCCGCCGCGUGGUAGACGAAUAUCAUGAGCAGGAAUCAAUCGAAUAUGGCCCUUCCUUCACAUCCCUCCUCCCGUACGGACCUCUUGCGAAGGAUCCAGGAGCCAAAGAGUUCUGGAUAUCGCAAUUUAAAGACUGGUCUCCUAAUCAAGUGCCCGACGAUCACAAAUCAACAGCCGACAUAAUUGCAACUAGUACUGUGAACAACCUCACUGGGUUUGAUUCUCUACGGAAACAGCUUGGCGUCACUCCUCAAGCCUUGGUACAAGCAGCAUGGGUCUCAGUGCUCCCGACCAUCGCCUCAACGAAUCUCACAAUCGGCAUUGUUACAUCAGGCCGCGCCAUUGAUUUUGACGGCGCACAUCAAGUCAUCGGUCCGCUAUUUAACACUGUUCCAUUCCACAUCUCACUUCAACCCGGUGACAAGUCAUCCGAGCUAGUGACAAAAUGCCAUGAGUUUAACAUGCAAAUGCAGGACUUCCAGCAUACACCAUUGAAGGAUAUCCAGAGAUGGAGUGGUGCCAGGCCGGGACAAAGUCUUUUUGAUACGUUGUUUGUGUUUCAGAGACCGGAGGAGGAGGAUGAAGGAUUUGCGGAGGGUUUGUGGCGAGAAGUUCAGGAUGAGAUGGUCGCUGAUUAUCCGUUGGCUUUCGAGGCUGUAUUGAGCUCAGACAGCAGCAAGCUUUCUUUGACUAUCGUGGCUCAAGGCACGGCUAUCACAAAUUCAACAGCAGUGGACCUUCUUCAGCAAUUUGAGAAGGCGAUGGUUGACAUGCUUGAAAGUUCAGGAGAGAACCUCAUUUCAGGCCUGGGUGACAAUAAUGAAGUACAAUGUCGAAUCAAAGCCGCGCCUACAGCUAAAUUCGGGGUCGGUGAUGCACAAAAAGACAGCUUCACAUGGACAGAAAAGGCCAAAACCAUCAGAUCAGAGGUCGCAGCACUUGCCAACCUCGCUGAAGAUAGCAUCAAAGAAGGUUCCUCAAUCUUCGAGCUCGGACUAGACAGCAUCGAUGUCAUCAAACUUGCUUCUCGACUAAAAAAGCGAGGCAUAGACAUACCCGUCAGUGUUAUCGUUAAAAGCCAGACAAUUGCCAACAUCGCCCUCGAUAUUUCUGCUAAGAUCAGCAGCCCAGAGACUGCGACUGGUCAAUCGCUGUUGCAGAUGAGUCAAGAUCUGACGAGAUAUCUCAAAAGCAAAGAUAAGCUUCCAAUUAAUGUUGAGGCCGUCUUGCCAGCGACACCAUUACAGCAGAGUAUGGUGAACGAGAUGGUGAAGUCGGGAUACAAGAGGUACUUUAACGUCGAUGGCUUUGAGCUGAGCGAGGGUGUUGAAUUGGAGAGAUUGAGAGAUGCGAUCAGGCGCGUAGUCGAGCAAUCGUCUAUUCUGAGGACGUCCUUUGUGGAGGUGGAUGAUCCAAAGGCAGCAGUCAGCUUUGCCCAGAUGGUGCACAGUCCUGAACAGCAAUCUAGGUGUAUCUCUUCAGACAUCACUACUCUGGAGGAAGGGCAAAGCUUUGCGGACUCUAUGAGGACCUUUGAGACGGAAUCGGCCAGACUUGCAGCUGAAGAUCAACGGUUGCUGCAAGUUCGCUUUAUUCAAGCAGACACUUCAAAGCACCUGGCGAUCGCUAUAUCUCACGCCUUGUAUGAUGGUACCUCUCUGCGAUCAAUUCAUGAAGAUAUUCAGAAAGCAUACAAUGGGCAAUUAUCGUCGCGGCCAGAUUUCAUGCCGUUCUUACACGAGGUCUUCCAGUCAACUACAGAAGACGCCAAGAAAUUCUGGAGGACCACAUUGUCGAACCUACCUCUUGCAAAAUUCCCACGGAAAGAGUCGGUUGAAAUUGAUGAUUUGAAAUUGAGCACAAGGCUGGACCGUCGAUCUCAAGUCCCUCUCAAGGACAUUGAGAUCCUGUGCAAGACAGCAAGAAUCACGCUUCAAACCCUGGGCCAGACGUGCUGGGCUCUCGUUCUUUCGCGGCUCAUGGGUCAGCUCGACGUUGUUUUCGGAUCUGUCCUCUCGUGUCGUGACUCCGAAGAGGCCAGCACUGUCAUGUUUCCACUCAUGAACACGGUCGCCGUGCGCUCUGUCAUCCACGGUAGCCUGGCAGAUAUGUUGAGAUAUAUGCAAGACAUGAGCGACACCACGCGCCAGUAUCAACACUUCCCCCUGGGCACUGCUCAAGCGUAUGCACUUGCCAGUAGACAAGACUCAGCAGCGUCUAAGGAUGCGACACUAUUUGAUACACUGUUCAUAUAUCAAGGUCGUCACCAGACAAAGGAGGAUGGCAAGCUGUAUAAUUCCGUCUACAGUUCCUCGGAUGUGGAGGUCCCGGUUUGCGUCGAGAUGGAGAUUAUGGAUGAUAAAUAUAUCUCUUGGACUACGGCAUGUAAGGCCAUUGCAAGAGACAAAACGGAGACUGAAAGUAUUCUCGAUUCCUUGGAUAAAGUGCUGCAAAGAAUCGUAUCAGCUCCUGAGACUCAGACGAUCAGUUCUGCAAAGAACGGUAUUUCCGUGUGUGGACUACCAGCUUUUAAAGCCAAGGAGGAUCCUAAGAAAACGACAACAGCUCAAGAAACUAGUGCGAUUGAUACAGAAUGGACAAGUACCGAGCUCAGCAUACGAGGUGCACUUCAUACUCUCUCUGAUGUCCCAGAAGACUCGAUCUGCAAAGACUCGACAAUAUUCCACAUUGGUCUUGACUCGAUCUCCAUUCUCAAAUUACCAGCACUACUAAAGACUUCUGGAAUCAAGCUAAGCGUCUCAGAUAUUAUGAGAGAGCAGACGAUAUCCGCAAUGGCAAAAGCUGCUCAUUCGUCAGUGUCUGAGGCCGAGACUUCUCUCGAUGUAGACAAAGUCGUCGCUGAAUCCACUUCUGAUCUCGACUUGGAUGCUCUAUUGGCGAUUAUUGAGCAAGAAGUGGGCAACAUCCACUAUUUCAUGCCUGCCACAGCUGGGGAGCAAUAUAUGAUUCGCCAAUGGCAGGUCUCGCAGGGUGCGAUGUUCUACCAGACAUUUACGUAUGCGAUACAAGGUCCCUUGGAGAAAGUAAAGCUUGAGGAGGCUUGGAAGAAUCUAUUGGCGAGACACGAUAUCCUGCGGACGGGCUUCAUUGAAGUACAGUCGCGGAUUCUGCAGAUCGUUUUCAAGGAUCCGUCGAACGAGGUGAUCUAUAAAACUCAAGAAAAGUCAGUAAACACUCGGAAAUCAAGGGCAGACCUUUGGCUGCCACCAAUAAAUCUCGUCGUCGAGAACAUUGAGGAGUCAGAAGUGGGGGUAAAGUUGGUUCUCCAUCAUGCUCUUUAUGAUGGUGUUAGUCUUCCUAUCAUCAUCGACGAGCUACAAGCUCUCUAUCGCGGAAUCACAAUAGAACGGACACAUCCGAAUUCGAAAAUGUUCGUAGCUCAGUCACUAUCAGCUGCGCCAUUGACAGUCACUCAAGAGAAAUGGACAUCUUAUCUCGGCACCAGCUUUCCAAUCAAGUCUCCCUCGAUCAUCCCAACAAGCAGAAAACGGACAGAAGUUUACCAGCCAUCCACACCCAUCAAGUCUCUCGGAGAGCUAGCCCGCGAUAUAGGCGUCAGCACUGACGCACUCUUCCUCGCAGCAAUAUCCAAGAUCCGUGCCCGCCCUGUCAACCAUCGAGCCCCAGUCCCACAAGUUGUCUUUGGAAUUUAUCUCGCUAAUCGGGCACCUUUUGGUCCUGACUUGUCGUCACUUGCAGUGCCUACACUCAAUCUCUUACCAUUGUGCGUCCAGAAGCCACUGGAGCGUAGUAUAGAAGAUAUUGCGAGACAUGUGCAGAGUGAUAUCCAGAAGAUUGGGGACAAGGAGAUGGUUUCUGCAAGUCUGGAACAGAUCUUCGAGUGGACGGGUGUGAGGAUUGACUGUUUCGUCAAUAUCUUGAGGCCUGGUAAUGCCUUUGAACCACGAGGCGAAGUUGUCGAAGACAGAGGAGAGUGGAAGCCGGUGCAAGAUCUAGGCACGAGAGCAGAAGUUGUGGAUAAUGAGCCAAAUGAGUCGAUGGUGAAGAAGUAUGUGAUGGAUGGAGCGUACUUGCCAUCAAUAGAUAUCGAACUCCGCUACCACGGCGACAAGAUCGACAUGGGCGUUUUUGCACCGGAGGAAAUGCUUUCGAUUGCGGGCGCUGAGAAAUUGAUUGAGGAUUUCAUUGCCUUCUGGAAAUGAUAUCAAGGUAUUGAAUGUUGAAGGUACGAAUAAGCAGAGAUUGAUACACUUUGGUUCCAAGAUGCCUGAUUGUUUAUGUUAAAAUGGAAGGCUCAAAGGGGAUUCGUGAGAUUUUCCUUUGUUUACUUCAUUAGUUGUAUUUUCUUCUCUUCUUUCAUUUAUUUGCAUAGCAUUGGCCUUAUACCUAUUUACUUCUAGCAAUUUGAGAUUUCUAC
This is a messenger RNA of Cadophora gregata, 14657 nucleotides long. RefSeq lists its product as uncharacterized. Lineage: Eukaryota; Fungi; Ascomycota; Leotiomycetes; Helotiales; Ploettnerulaceae. Gene Ontology annotation, cellular component: cytoplasm. The transcript has 4 exons. The record is from RefSeq and is a predicted model, not a curated record. Gene Ontology annotation, biological process: secondary metabolite biosynthetic process; amino acid activation for nonribosomal peptide biosynthetic process. Gene Ontology annotation, molecular function: phosphopantetheine binding; catalytic activity. The coding region runs from base 1 to 14442 and encodes 4813 amino acids.